Molecule: messenger RNA, 1356 nt
Organism: Pestalotiopsis fici W106-1
Lineage: Eukaryota; Fungi; Ascomycota; Sordariomycetes; Amphisphaeriales; Sporocadaceae
Exons: 6
Coding region: 1-1356 (451 amino acids)
Biological process (GO): phosphatidylethanolamine biosynthetic process
Cellular component (GO): mitochondrion
Molecular function (GO): phosphatidylserine decarboxylase activity
Source: RefSeq, a predicted model, not a curated record
AUGGUCCACCAGCACGGAGAUCACCACGAUAUCCCCAAAGAGCACAAGCGCCACAAGCACGGUGCCUGGCUUCCCACAGACCAUCGCACACAACAUGAAUGGCUCGCUAGACAGAUUGACCAUGUUGACAAGAAACACAAGUCCGGUCAGAAGAAGCCACUCAGCCCGGCGCUGCAAGAGUUCAAAGAUCUGAUUGAGACCAACCCUCGCAUCUACAUGUACUUCACCGCCAUGUGGGACGAGGUGCCACAGAAAGCGCCUUACCUGACGGAUCCCGUCGGCAAGAAGCAAAUUCGGGACUACAAGCACAUGCUUGACAUGCUGAAUCACAUUCUUAGCAAGGCACCCGAGUGGACCGAUGCCGCCUUCGGUGUCGGUAUGGUCGGUGUGCCCAUGUGCGGCAUCUUUGACUAUGUCAUGGCCACGCCCAGUGGUCACGCAGCAUUCCUGGACCCAACAGUCAACGCUGCCGUGAAAAAGGUGCUGAAUGAGUGGGGCCAGUACUUGCUGACUGAGGAUUCUGCUCACGUCUUGGAGAACCACUCCGAGGGUUGGUUUGGCGAACAUGCCACAAAGGACGUCAUGGAAGUUGCCAAUAAGCCGCUAAAGACUGAUCACAAAUUUGAAGAUAUGUUUGUUUGUGAACCAAGUAAGAAGUACUAUGGCUACAAGUCGUGGGACGACUUCUUUACCCGCAAGGUACAUGACAGUGCUCGCCCAGUUGCUAGCCCCGAUGAUGAUAGCGUCAUCGCCAACUGUUGCGAGUCGAAAGUCUACAACGUUUGCCACGGGGCCAAGCUGCGAGAUCAUUUCUGGAUCAAGGGCCAGCCCUACUCGGUUCUUGACAUGCUGGGCCACGACCCCCUUGCACGCGAAUUUCAGCAUGCCACAAUCUACCAGGCCUUUUUAUCGGCGUUGUCAUACCACCGUUGGCACUCGCCCGUUAGCGGCACCGUCAAGAAGGCUUUCCUGGUCGAAGGCACCUACUUCUCUGAGCCGCUCUUUGAAGGUAUUGGCGAGAACAACCAGGUUGAGAUCGACAAGCGCGGCAUCAGCGUUGCCCAGGGCUACCUCACUGCUCUAGCCACGCGCGCAGUCAUCUUCAUUGAGGCAGAUAAUCCAGACAUCGGCCUCAUGGCUUUCAUCGGCGUGGGCAUGGACGAGGUUAGUACUUGCGAAAUCACUGUCAAGGAGGGACAGCAUAUCAAGAAGGGCGAACAGACUGGCAUGUUCCACUUUGGUGGAUCCAGUCACGUUCUGUUAUUUAGAGAAGGCGUCAAGGUUGAGGGCUUCCCAGAAGUCGGCAGAGAUGAGAAUGUGCCGGUUAGAGGCCAGCUUGCUGUCGUGAAGAAGUAG